Molecule: messenger RNA, 1875 nt
Organism: Kalmanozyma brasiliensis GHG001
Lineage: Eukaryota; Fungi; Basidiomycota; Ustilaginomycetes; Ustilaginales
Product: Amino acid transporter, transmembrane
Exons: 1
Coding region: 1-1875 (624 amino acids)
Biological process (GO): amino acid transmembrane transport
Cellular component (GO): vacuolar membrane
Molecular function (GO): amino acid transmembrane transporter activity
Source: RefSeq, a predicted model, not a curated record
AUGGGUGUCAAGGACUUGGUCAGCCGUGCCAAGAGCACCGAGAUCGAGAGGACCCACCACACUUCAAACAAGGAGGAGACGCACCAGUCCGACAUUCCAGGUCAAGGUGUCCCCGGUCUCGCUCCCGUUCCCGCUCUCUAUGAGGCGCCCGUUCGCACCGACAUCUCGCUCGAAGAGUACAUGUUCUACGCUCAGAUCCAGCGCGAACAGGAAAAGCUCUACGGUGCUGCCGGUGUGGCCAUCGAGGCCGACGCUCCUCACGGGGCUGGCUAUCUCCACGAUGCCAACAACGAGAAGAAGUCGCACAGCUCCUCCGAGGAGAUCAGCCAGCAGCACACCGCCGUCGGUGUCAACAAGCCCCACGUCAACAACACCGAUGCUUCCACUUUCGACCAGCUCGAUGGUCUUUCCGAGAUGGACAAGGAGAGGAGCAACGCCCACCGCGCGCUCAAGACCGCCACCUGGGUCGGCAUCUUCUACCUCAUCACCACCGACAUUCUCGGUCCCUACGGUGCUCCCUACGCCAUGUCGCAGAACGGCUGGGUCACGGGUAACGUCAUGUACAUCGUCAUGGGUUUCUGUGCCUGGUGGUGCGGUAUUAUGCUCUGGAAGCUUUUCAUGAACCUCGACUCGGCUCGCUACCCCGUCAAGACCUACGGCGAUCUCGGCGAGCGUGUCGUCGGCUGGCCCAUUCGAUAUCUCUUCAACGCUCUCCAGACGCUCCAGCUCAUCAUCAACGUCGGUUUGAUCUGCCUCACUAACGGCCAAGCGCUCAGCCAGGUCAUCAGCGGCGCUCCCGGCAAUGCCAACCUCUGCUUCUCGGUCUGCGUCGUCAUCUUCUCCCUCAUCGGCAUGGCUUUCGCCCAGGUUCAGACCUUCCGUGGUCUCGGUUUCGCAGCCUCCACCGCCGUCUACCAGAACAUUGCCAUCGUCAUCAUCUCGAUGGCUGCCAUCAUCAAGUACGGCCCUUACAUCGCCGGUGCUCAGGCCUCCUACGGUACCGACUACCCGUACAACAACCAGCCCGUUAUGACCGCCAACUUCGUCUCGUACCCCAUCAGCCAGAAGGUCAACGGCAUCAUGAACAUGGUCUUCGCCUACGGUGGCGCCAUGAUCUUCCCCGAGCUGAUGUCGGAGAUGCGACGACCCAUGGAUUUCUGGAAGGGUAUGAUCUCGGCCCAGGCCCUGAUCUGCACGGUCUACCUCGUCUACGCCAACGUCGUCUACGCCUUCCAGGGUCAGUACGUCCUCGGCCAGUCGUACAACGGUAUUGCCAAGUACUCGUUCCAGACCGUCUGCAACAUGCUCGCCAUCCUCUCCGGUACCAUCGCCGCGGCUCUCUACGGCAACGUCGGUCUCAAGGUCGUCUACGUCAACACGGUCGAGGCGCUCUUCAAGGGUCCCGCGCUCAACUCGCGCAAAGGACGAGUGAUCUGGGCAUCGAUCAGUGUCGUCUACUGGGCAUUGGCCUUCGUCAUCGCCUCGUCGAUCCCACAGGUGCAGACCAUCUCGGGUCUGAUUGCCGCCAUUGCCAUCAUGAACUUCUCCUACUCGUUCCCCUUCAUGCUGGCUCUCAUCUUCUACAUCAAGCGCGAUGCCAUGGUUGGCGACACUGCUUACGCGCCUGGCGUUCCGGCACAGAGGCAGGACACCUGGUCGCAGUGGUCGCGAUGGCAGCGUGGCCUCUUUGGCGGUCACUACGAGGUUGCCGGUGUCAGCAUCCCGCCUAUCGUCGUCAAGACGGUUCUGCUCAUUGUCUGCCUCGGCUCGUACACUCUGUCCGGGCUUGGAAUGUACGGCUCGGGUGAGUCGAUCAAGGCGGUCUUUGACUCGACCGCUGCUGCCACUUCCUUUGGCUGCGCUGCUCCGGUGUAG